This is a messenger RNA of Phascolarctos cinereus (koala), 8750 nucleotides long. Lineage: Eukaryota; Metazoa; Chordata; Mammalia; Diprotodontia; Phascolarctidae. The record is from RefSeq and is a predicted model, not a curated record.
UGCAGAGGCGGCGGCGUUGGCUGCCGCUGCAGUUUGAGCCAGCUCCCUGGGACUCGGACCUCAGACCCCACCCUAGCCACUGCAGGCUCCUUACCCGCCCUAGGAGGCAACAUCAUGGACCUGACCGUGAGGCAGCUUCUGUGCGAUGCAGAGCAGCGCAGAGAUGUUGAGGCCCUGCAGAAAGCUUACCAGCUAAUCAGGAUGGCCAGUGAGGGCCAGUGCGCUCUGGACAGCUCGGAGAGCUUCAGCCUAGAGCUGGCCGUUCUGUGUGCCGAACAGGCCCUACAGAUGAAGCUUCCCGAGAUCACAGAAGACUGUGUGAAUCUGUAUUUCAAGGGGAUGCCUCCCUCCAGCCAGUUCAGGGGCAGAGCAUACCUGUGCCAGGCCCAGCUGUAUACGCCGGAAUCCCUGGAAAAGCUGGAUGAAUUUGAGAAGAGUGUGACUCAGUUCAUGAAGGCUGUCCUGUUUGGGAGUGAAGAUCCCAGAUACUAUUUUCUGGUCUACAACGCAUCUGUCCUGUACUGGAAGAUGGCCAGGGCCUUCCUGAAGCCUGGCCACCGUCAGUAUUUGAUCCCGAGCCUGGCCCAGAUUGUUGACGCAUUGGAGCAGAUCAAUGAGGAAGACAAAGAUUGGGUAGCGGAGCUCAUGAUAGAGCUCUUGGAAUGUUAUCUGGAGGCUGGCAAAAUGGAGGCUGCUGCGAAAUUCUGUGCUAACGCUGCCCUGUUUAUUAAGAUGAACGCCCCACACAGAUACCAACGCAUAUUUUCCAUCAUGGUGCAGCACAAGCUCAUGGACGAGACAAAAAUAAAGGAAGAAAUGAAAGACUCCAUCAGCUUGUCCAUCCUUUUUAACAUUUACACGUUAAAAUCGCAGGCAAACAAGAAACUGCCCCUGCAGGAAACUAACGAGUACCUGAAGGAGGCCUAUGACCUCCUACAGCAGUAUCAGGACCAGAAAUCCAUCCAGGAUGAAAAGAUCCCGCUGCUCUUACAAUUAGCCCGUCUUUCAUUGAGCUUGAAAUGCGUCGAGAUUUCCAGCACCUGCGUCAGAGACCUGAAAGCCAUGAAACAGACGGACCCCGGGAGAAUGAUUGAGGUGGAGUGCCUGGAGUAUGAACUGGAAAUCCUGAGGAUUGACAGCAAAGUUAAGGCCUAUACACACAGCGCUGUUGAGACCCAGCUGAACGUGAUCAAGAGGCUGAACUCGGCCUUGCUCCGCGCCAGCCGCCUCAAAGACCCCGAUGUGAUGCAGGUGGUGUGCGCCACCCAGUGGAACCUGUGCCUGCCUCUGCUGCAGCACAACCUGCGCGGUCACCUGCUCAAGCCCUUGAUCCAGGUGGCCGAGAUCCUGGAGAAGAUGGACAGCUUGAUGACUGUGAUGCGCUGCCAGGUCCACAUUGAAAUCUCCCACAUUGAGGAGGAUGAGGACAGGCUAGAGGUGGCAAUGGAGCACCUCCAGAAGGCAAUGCGUCUGGAUUACCUGGGGGAAUACCAAGAACAUCUCAAAAUGGCAUACAACCGCCUCCACCUGCGAUCCAUGUUGUACCACGUACCCAAGCGUAUGGAAGACAAGGCUAUCAUGGCCAUUGAACAGGCGAAAAAAGCAAAACCCAAAGACAGCGUGAGGAAAAAACGGGCUCUGCUGGUGAACGUGGGCCUGGCAUUGGCACCAGACGCUUUUCAAAUUGUUCUGGAUGGCGAGAAUGAGGCCAAAGUGUCGGCCGGUAAGAGCAGGAGACAAAUCAGCUUCCUCUGCGCCAAGGCCCGCCAUCACAUGUCGAGCAUAGACAAAGCCGAUGGCCAUCUGAAGAGGCUGAAGCUGGACAACCGGGAGGAGAGGAUCUACAUUUGGGCCGAUUUAGCUAAGGUGGCCCGGAAGCAAGGCGUGUGGGACGUGUGCCGGACUGCCUGCAGAUUCUGCCUUCUCUAUGACGUAAUGGCCAAGAAGAUAUCCAAGGUCAGGAAAGGAGGAGUGAGGAAAAGGAAGCCAUGGCCUGAGCUCUUCCUGGACAUCCCGAGCUCUUCAGAGGUGGCGCUGAGCCCCAGGAUCAUGGUGGUGGAUAUCCAGCGCACCUUUGCUGAAGUAGGCUUCAUCAACGCCGAGGCCAUCAUCCACUUCCUUCAGUCAGAGGGCAUCGCACUGAAUGACCGGCCCAUCCCCCCAGAAACCUCAGUCCAGCACCACUCCAGCAACACCAUGGUUCCCCCAGAGGAGGACGCCGAGUGGCUUACCUACAGCUCCUGGAUCGAAAACCUAUCUCAGUACACGAUGAGGAAUUGGCUGCGGUCAGCAGAGAUCGGGCAGGAGAUCAACGAGGCCUGGCUGGUCCACAACACAGUAGUUUAUGUCCUCAACCACAACCAUCACCUGAUCACUGCUGGCCGGCAGAGAGAGCUGGUGGACCUGCUGCAGAGCCUGCUGAACAUCAUGAAAAUCACGGGCCACAAUGGGGACACCGUCACGUUGGUGUUGCUGUGCAAUGCCCUGGCUCGGGGACUCAUCCUUUCCUGGAUUCCCUCACAUACAUCAGAUAGGGGCCGAAGGUUUUUGAAGUCAGCCCAGACUCAUGUGGCUCCCCUGGAGUGGAACGCCAUUUCUGAGGUUAAAAUGGCCAUUGAGGUUUGUGACUUUGGUCUCACUCUGACCAAUGGGAAUUUGCCUCAAGAGAUAGUACCCAUCGGCAUCCGGCAGCAGCUCAUUGCCACCUGGGUCAAAGCCAAGCAGCUGGUUCAGCAGCAAAUCGGCAGCAAACUGGGCACAGAUGAGGAGAGCCUAAAUGAAAGCCAGGGGCGAAUGACCAAGGUGCUGGUUGCCUUGGAGAUGUACUCUUGCAAUGGGCUAGGCCUCAUGGACUUCAACCUGCCCUCCUUAACCCAGGUGCUGAGGCUGGUCUCAGAGUGCGUGUGGACAGAUCCCCUCAUGGAAAUCCAGACCCUGGUCCGACUGGCACAUUUUGCUUAUAUGUUACGUGAUCAUGAAAACGUGAUGGCUUUGUCCAAGAAAGUCCUGAGUAAGGGCGAGAAAUCCUUGGAGAACCAACAGGAAGUCAAGUCUUCAGAUAAAAACGACAACUUGUUUCGAGCUGAAUUACUGAGCGCUCUGCUGUGUACCCAAGGGAAAAGUACGAUGGAGAACUUGGCAGGAAGGAGGCAAUUACGCCAGCAGGCAGCCAAGGCCUUUCUGGGCAGCAUUAGGUAUGCGGGCUUGGCAGAGAACUACACCUUGGUGAUGCAAUCAACCCGCCAUUACUGGAACACCUGCUUGCCAUUCUUCAGCUCCCCCUUCUGCCGGAAGAAGCUGAAACAAUCGGUCCAGCUGAUCCUCAAAAUCAUCAACAAGACGGAAAACAAAACCCAGGGGAAGGAAAAGUCUUUGAUUCUGCACCAGUGGCCCAGCAUGGACCUUCAGUACAGCGGAAACACUGACGGUCACUUCCAAGGAGGUACUGAUGAUGACAUCACCCUGAAAAUGGCCCUGUACAGGCUCUUGUUCUACAUGUAUACCGACCAGAAUGACCUGCUGGGUGGACUCCGGCUGUUGGAGGAAGCUAUACAAGUUCUGCCCCGCACAGGGCACCGGCUUUUAAUUUUCAAACACAUGGUGAUGGUGAAGGCCAGGCUGGGCCAGAACUUCUCGAUGGAGAUCCAGAAGUUCAAGGACACCAGUGAGGACUACUUGUCCUACAUGUGGCACUGCCUAGCCUUCAGCUCCAAGGACCUCCUGGGGAGUCUUUAUUGCUACCACAAUGCCAUCCACGCGCUGCAGAAACCCGAGGGCACCUGGAAGAAGAUCUAUUACCUGAUGGAGUUUUCUGAGUGGCUGUACUGCAAUCACUUUCCUCUGAACAACAUCACAUUCCACCUGGAUUGGGCCAUUGACCUCCUCCUUAGCAUGAGGACACCACGUUGCCCAAGCAAGGAGAUGUACUCUUCGCCGAUCCCAAUGGAGGAUGCUGGUGUGGAGGAGGAGGCUGACUUGGACAAAACAUCUUCAAACCAAGAGGGACUGUUGCAAGUGUCUUCUGAGGCAGUUCCAAAGGUGACACUGGAGACCUUAACCAAUGUGAGGCAGCUGGAGUCACUAGCCUAUGCCCACACACUCCUGGCGCUAGUGUUGGGGAGCGGGUCUUCCCGAUAUGAGGAGAAUUGUUUGAUGGCAUACAGAUACAUCAUGCGCAUUUGGGAGGUCUCCUUAGAAACAGUGGGGAAUGUUCUUCAAACCUUCCAAGAAAGCCCACCAGAACCGAGUGUACAAUCUACAUCCCUUAAAAAGGAAAAAGAGAAGAAAAAGGAGAAGGGCAAGGACAAAGAUAAAAACAAGCAGAAGGAGAAAAAUCUCAGCCAAGAGCUGUUGAGGAUGCAGCUGAUAAUGGCCAAUAAACCAAUCGAGGCUUUGCCAGCCAGUGUGGAAGAGUGGGCUUUCUACCACUGCCACAAGGAUGUGAUCGCCCUCUUCAUCCAGGAUGCCAGUGACUCCACCAUCAAUAAGAACACAGUCCUGAGGCCUAGUUUCAGCCUGUACUACCUGGACCAUCUGGUAAAGGCACUGAAUUCACUUUAUCUCGUCCACCUCACGCUUCCCAUCCUCCAGUAUGCUGUGGUGAUUUCUGACCUAAUUAUGGAAAGUAAAACUGUCUCCGACCUCUACCACCUCAGGCUGGCUCUGGCCUGCUCCCAGUUGCGGUUAUCAGAAGCAGCAGCCUUCCAUGAAGAAAUUGUGGGAGGUGUCUACAUCAAUGAGCUGGAGCAAGCCAGUUGUAGAAAUGAAGUUCGAUUGAGGAAAGAGAAAAGAAGUGAAUUUCUGAAGGAAGCGGCCAGUGAAGAGAACAGGCCCGUGAAUCAGAGCAGGCCCGCGCCUGAGGUUCUAGAGGCCAAGGACAAGGUUUUAGAGAUCAAUGAGCAGACAAGGAAAGGACUGCAGGGUAUUUCCUUCCCAUAUCUGUGGAUGUACAAGGCUGAAGUACUUCUGGAGAUGGACUCUUAUCAGCCUGCCUGGCUGCUCCUCGCAGAAGCCCAGGUUGCUUUUCGGGAACUUAGGGAUACAUGUGCAGAGGCAAAGAGCCUCUAUCUUCUAGCUGAACUUGCAAAGAAAGAAUUAAAAUAUGAACAGGCCAAGAAAAUGAUUGAGAAGGCCCAGAUCCUGGGAGGAAGUGAAGAAUUCUGGUAUUACUCAACAAUAGCACUGAUUGAGACCCUCUUGGCACAAGAAAGAGGAAGAGAAUCUCUAAUUCCUAACAUUAUCCAGAAGACGAUCGAUGUUUUCCUCUCUCUGAUCCAAGAAAGACCCAACAGGAAGUCCAUCCUGAAGUUCUUAGCCACAUCUCUGGAAGCCAGGAGUGCAGAAAUUCAGCUGAAUAUUGUCUUGGACUCAGCCGAAGAUGGUGAUCCUUUCGACUUUUCAUACUUGCUAGAGGCUAUCAAUAACAGGAUGGUAAAAAUUGAGAAAAGCUUUUUUGAUGAUGGUUAUAAAGACCACUGUGUGGAUCUAAUCCUCCAUUCUGCCAGGAUCAAGAGGUUAUUUGCCAAAUAUGAGGCUGAUGAAAAAGCAAAGGUCUGCUAUUAUUUAGAAGCCUAUAACUUGACCCAGAAAGCUAUUAUGUAUCUAGAAGAAAUAUUUUGUAAUAUUCAGUCCCUGCUGCCACUUAAUGAGACUCAGAAUAUCAGCACUCCUCUAAUGAGGAAGCUCGCCAACGUCAAGCUAAAACUGGUUGAAAUCUCUCUGGAGAUAAUUCAGUAUAAUCAGGAAAAAGCCCUGCAGGAAGAAAUGAAAAAAGGGACAUGGGAAAAAAUCCUGGCUGACUACUUGUUGAGCACCAGUGACUUCACCAAAUUGGAAUGGGAAUGGUUCAACCUGAAACGGACUGCGGCCCACAGAGCUCUGGCCCACUUGGAGAGCAUGCAGCACUUCUGCACUGGAUGCACUGAACUUCGAGCAAAAUUCUUGUACUUCACUGGAAAAACCCUCCAUCUCCUGGCUCUUCAGACUGACCCCGUUCAUUUGGCUCAUUACUGGGAUGAAAACUUCUUGUUGGAUUCUAGAGUGAUGGCCAUGACAUCUUUGGAGACGGACAAAGAGGAGACUGAAGCCGAGUCAAGGUUGAAGCCAAACCUUCUGGACACUUCCCAAAAUGAAGACCAGAUCCAGAAAGCCAGAGAACUAAAGGUAUUUGGGAAGAGGUUUGCAUUGGCCCAGAAAUUCCGCUCCCAGGCUUCUGAGGUUCUCCUUCAGUGCCUGCAAAUCAGUCUCAACAAUAACUUGAUCAGCAUUACAGCCCAAGCUAGCCUAGAGAUGGUGGAAAGCAUCGGUGUCAUGGAUCAACCUUCUGCCUGCCAGUUCUUGGCUCUUUACCAGAGCUGCUCAGCAUCCCUGGCCAUGAGGAAGCUCCUGUUCUCGGUCACAACCAACACCAGCAGCUCCCAGCUGGCAGCCCUGCUCCAACUUCACCAAAAGCUGCAGCAGCAAGGGAAGACCAGCACGGCCCUGUUUCAGAGUGUGGAGCAGAAACUCGGGCAGAUCUCCAAGGCCUGGCAGAAUCUCUGUGUUUCUGAGCAGCAUUUCAAUAUUCUGAAUGACCUCCCUCCAAGCUAUCGGAUCGUUAUUCUCCAGCACUCAGCAGACAGGUCAAUCUUGUAUGGCAUGGUGUACGAGAAGCCAAAAUUUGGCCCUGGACCUAAGGGGAAGAUCGUUCAGAUCAGCGGCCAGUGCCAGGUCUUCCGGGCCCACAAGGACCCCACCACCAUCUCCCAGUUGCUGAGGGCCAUGAAUAGUUUUAAGGAGGAGCUUGUUCGUUCUUUCCCUGAUGGGAUGGCAUUGGAAGUACGAAGUUCUAUGACCAAAGAGGAUGAAAAGCUAAUCCAGAUGUUCAACAACAUUUCAAAAUCCUUGGAGACAUAUCUGAAGCCAGUAUUCGCAGCUACCCACCACUGGGACAUCAGAAUCCAGGGUGAAGGAGGAAAAAAGAUGAAGGAAAAGGAACAGAAGCCUCCGCCAGUAACACAAGACAACUCAGGCCCUCCGGCGGAGAUGGCGGAGUAUUUGGUCCUCAUCAUGGACCGGCUGCUGCUGGAGUUACCUCUGGAAGUGGCCUGGGCCUUCGAAAAUGGGAACAUCACCUCUGUGUCUCGAGAACUGUCCCUGCAGAUGCUGGCCAAUCGCCUAGACAAAGAGGAACCAGAAGUUUCCAAGAAAGAAGGUAAAAGUGGCAAAGAUGCCAAGCAGAAGAGUAAAAAGUUCAGCAAGAAGUCAAGCCGGGUCAUGCCGGCCAACUGCAUCCCUGUGGAAACGAGCAAUUUCAAAUAUAUAGUGGACCCAUUUGAGGAAGCCAAGGCAAGCUCAGAGGCCAUCACUCCUGUCUUCAAAAUGCGUGAAAUUCUGGACAAAUACCGUGACCCCUACACCGGACGAUGGUCUGGCUUUCUGGGAAGUAAAAACUUUCCAAGCCAAGCAGACUGGGAGCAAUGCUUGAGCAGCUGCAGCGGGUUCUUCUUCUACGGCAUGGAAAACUUGCUGUCUCACAUGCUUGUAGAUAGUCUGAUCACCAUGAACCUGCAAGAAUGCCAGAUGAUAAUUCUACUGAACUUGACGAAAACAGUGUACAGCAGCCAGAGGCAGGCCAAGUUUGACGAAAUCCUGAGACCAUCCCAGCUAUUGUUGCACAAUCCAGUGGACACCGCCAUCCUGCUAAGCCUCACCGGUGUCCGUUGUGUAAUGAGCAACCAGUGGCCCACGUAUUUGUACUACAACGCCAGGCGGGCAGACCUCCUUUGCGAGGACUUGCUGAGAACUGGCAAGCCAAGCGGGAAAGCCGUCUACCAUCUCCUGAAGACAGGCUUAGCUGAAGCCGGGAAGGAGCCUAGACAUCAGGCGUCGGAGCAGGGCAGUGGGAAGCACCAGGCAGUUGCUGCGAGGCUCUUCCGAGGUGAACAAAGCCUGGCUCCUGUGUCCCUGUUUGCAGGACACUCUCCUAGAGCUUCUAGAGAAAAAGUCUCUGACCAUAGUGCCUCAGCGCUCGCCACCAGAGUUGUGUUUAUACCGCCCUGGACAAAUUUCAACUUUGUGCUUUUUGGACUCCCAAACCUCUUCAUUGUCUAAGCCCGCCUUGACCCCAUGGCUGGAAGCCCAGGCCCUGGAUCAAUGUCUGCAGCCCCACCAACUUCCUUUGAAAAGGGAUCUGUGUGCCCCUCAUGAAAUGGGACUCCGCUGCCCCCUCUUCUGCUCUCCCUUUUUGGAACCACCGUCGGCCAGCUCCCCCUCUGACCCAGCUGCCGUGGGGUCUGGCUCCAGUGCCGAGCUCCUCUCCUCUUCCUCCUCCCUGCUGAUUCAGUCCCUAAGCCCCAGAUCUGCCCCCGGCACCUGGCAGGCCACUUCCUGCUGCAGCCUCAGCAGCAAUGCUUAGUCUGGGGGCCCAGGGAGCAUCCCAGGGCCUGGGGAUCAAACAUCAGUGGGUCAGAAUGGGCAGGGGCAGGGCGAGCUUGGAGGGAGGGCUGCAGAGUAAAGAAGGAAAACAGAGAGGUGGGACACAAGGCCCUGGGAGCUGGGGGUUCAGGACAGAGGCCUUGUCUGCUAGGCACAGAGGGAGGGUGGCCAUGGCCUCGUGCCCCCUGAGCCUUUCCCAGACUGAGUUCCCCAGGUUUCUGCAGCUCAUCUCCCCACGCACACACAUACAUUCUGAUGCUUUUCAUCCAGUAGAGUCAGGAAGAAGUCUGGGUUUAUGAGCACUACUAUAAAUAAAGCCUAGUUGGGUCAUUGAA